ACAUCAAGCAAUGCGGAUUGCGGAGACGAUGUAGGGAAAUCAAAAUAGUCGUAUCACUAGCGCGCACACACCCUUUUGGCGCCAAAACAGUCUCCCACCUUCUCCGCCAUUUUCAUUUUUCCCGCGAACCAUAUCUCUCCUUUUUCACCAUUUUAUACUCCUCCCUUUAUUCCAGAUCCAUUACUGAUUUCCUUCUGCAUUUUCUCUCUCCUAAUCUCACUUCACCCCCUCUCUCUCUAUCUAUAUCCACCUCCACUCUACUUGCAAUGCCGACUAUCGCCGAUCGGUCCACGUCAGCCUUCACCGGCGUAACACCUACGAAGCGGCGGCUGAGGUCAAAUUCUACGGCGGAGGAUGAAAUUCCGGCGACUCCUCCGGCGAAGUGGAAAUCUCCUCGUCGCUGCAUCAACAGUAGUCCUAAAUCUCCUUCAAAUGGAAUUGAGAAGGAAUUUAGCGACAAGCUAGCUACUACCAGCAGAUCUCCGCUGAAGAAAUCGUCAAAUAAUUUAUUUGCUAAACCUAAAUGGAAUCCAAGAGAUGCUGAGCAACUGAGAGUUGUGAAAGAGGCAUUGCAUGUUUCCACAAUGCCGUCAAGCGUGGUUUGUAGGGAAGAUGAGUCAAAGAAGGUUCUAGAAUUUUGCAAGACCAGCGUGGAGAGACGGAAACCAGGGAGUUUAUAUUUGUGUGGAUGCCCUGGGACGGGAAAGACUAUGAUUAUGGAAAAGGUUAAGCAGUCUUUGCUUAACUGGUCAAAUGAGGUGGAGAUUGAGCAACCGGAUGUGUUAUUUAUGAAUUGCACUUCUCUAUCAAAGUCCUCAGAGAUUUUUACCAAGAUCCUUCAAAAUAUUCAACCAAAGAAAAAGAUUAGUGGCUCAACUACUGCUCUAAAGCACAUACAAAACCUCUAUGUACAAGAUGGAGAGUCGGGCAACAGAAUGAUGUUGUUAAUUAUUGAUGAACUGGACUAUCUCAUUACUAAAGACCGUGAAGUGCUUCACGAACUAUUUAUGCUUACUACGCUGCCAUUUUCCAGAUUUAUAUUAAUAGGCAUUGCCAAUGCAAUAGAUCUAGCAGAUCGAUUUCUUCCUCGUCUGCAGUCCUUGAAUUGUAAACCUUCAGUUUUGACAUUCCGUGCUUACUCGAAGGACCAAAUACAAAAGAUUCUUCAGGAGAGGCUUGUGGGGCUUCCUUACAAGGCCUUUCAGCCACAAGCCUUGGAACUUUGUGCAAGAAAAGUUGCAGCUGCAUCUGGAGACAUGAGGAAAGCUCUAAGUGUAUGCAGGAGUGCAAUUGAGACUCUAGAAUCAGAGAUGAAGGAAAUUGCAAGUAAUUCUGAGAAACUGUCUAUUGAGAAUGGAUCCUCAGACCAAGAAAAUGUUCCAGCUGCUCCUGUCUCUCGCGAAAUGGACAUAGUACAAAUCCAUCAUAUGGCAGUAGCUUUAUCAAAGACCUAUAGAUCCCCUGUAGUGGAGACUAUACAAUCUCUUCCCCAACAUCAGCAGAUCAUUCUCUGCUCAGCAGUCAAGCUUUUCCGAGAGGGGAAAAAGGAGUGUAAUGUUGGAGAGCUGAAUAAAUCUUACAAUAGCGUAUGCAAAUCUGCGAAACUUCCGUCUGUAGGGAUCCUAGAGCUGUCAAGUAUGUGCAAAGCAUUAAACGACCAGGGACUGCUGAAGCUUGUUCGGUCUCAGAAAGGGGAAAAACUAUCCUUGAAAGUCGAUGCAUCAGAUAUUACAUUCGCACUGCAGGGAGUUCGUUUAUUCCGCAACUUUCUUCAAUAAUCAAAUCCAAUUCUAUCAAUGUUGUAAGUAACUGGAGAAUCCAACACAGUUCAAGGUCUCCAAAUUUGAAGGUUCCAGAUCGGAGCAAGAUCUAGGACCAUGAGCUUCGCCAUGCAGAAUUCACCAUCUUACACAGCUCAUGAAAAGGGUUAUUUGGAGUCUCAAUAGCAAACCAGUGGGAGAGGAACAUCUUAGGUGCAGACGAACUGAAACUUACUUGGCUACUUAUACAGCAUACGGAGUAGUAAAUAAUACUCCAUAUUUACUAAACUAUGAUUCUAUGUCAAUACCUAUGAAUGAAUUACACCAAAUUGAAAUUUGUACUUA
Molecule: messenger RNA, 2105 nt
Organism: Spinacia oleracea (spinach)
Lineage: Eukaryota; Viridiplantae; Streptophyta; Magnoliopsida; Caryophyllales; Amaranthaceae
Product: cell division control protein 6 homolog B
Exons: 17
Coding region: 267-1778 (503 amino acids)
Biological process (GO): cell division; DNA replication initiation; mitotic DNA replication checkpoint signaling
Cellular component (GO): nucleus
Molecular function (GO): ATP hydrolysis activity; DNA replication origin binding
Source: RefSeq, a predicted model, not a curated record